Molecule: messenger RNA, 1650 nt
Organism: Fusarium keratoplasticum
Lineage: Eukaryota; Fungi; Ascomycota; Sordariomycetes; Hypocreales; Nectriaceae
Exons: 4
Coding region: 1-1650 (549 amino acids)
Biological process (GO): P-body assembly; cytoplasmic stress granule assembly
Cellular component (GO): P-body
Molecular function (GO): mRNA binding
Source: RefSeq, a predicted model, not a curated record
AUGUCUGAAUUUCUCGGGUCUCGCAUCUCCCUCAUCUCAAAGAGCGAUAUUCGCUAUGUUGGCACCCUCCACGAGAUCAACUCGGACGAAUCCACAGUAUCUCUCGAGAAUGUGAGAUCAUUCGGAACGGAAGGCCGUAAAGGUCGACCGGAGGAGGAGAUUGCUCCCUCGGACCAAGUUUACGAGUACAUUGUCUUCCGUGGAAGCGAUGUCAAGGACUUGAGAAUCGAGGAGCACCCCAGCAUCAAGGAGAACAAGCCUCCAGCUGUCCCUGAUGACCCUGCUAUCGUCGGAGCUCGAGCUCGCCCUGGUGCUCAGGGCCCGAACCAGAACGCUCCUCCUGCCGGCGCCUUCGGCCAAGGCCCUUACCCACCCAACAACUUCUAUGGUGGUCCACCACCUGGCAACUGGGGCCGUGGCGGUGCCCCAGGACCUGGACCUGGACCCGGACCUGGCCCCAACUUCGGCAACAUGCCGUACCCUCCCCCUCCUGGCUGGUUCCCUCCCGGUCAAGGCUUCCCACCUGGUGGUCCCAACGGUCCUGGAGGCCCUGGACCUUGGAACAACUAUCCUUUCCCUCCUGGCCCCGGUGGUCCCGGUGUCCCUGGCGCCCCGGAGGGCCCUCAGAACCAACGUGCUACCCCCAGCUCUGGCCCUUCACAGGACUCGAAGCCGGCUCCUAUCGGUCCUGGUGCCGACAGGGCCAAGGCGGCCACGCCAAGUGGACAAGCUGCGCCCCCUACUGAGCCGAAGUCUCUGGCUCAAGGUGUUCGUCAACCUGCCCAUGCCCCUACCCCUCCCGUCGACUCGAAGCCCUCGGUUGAGGAGGUCAAGCAGGCGGCUGCCGGUCUCACCGCCAAUGGACAAACCACCAAGCCCGAGGAUGCUAAGCCUGCUGCUCCCACUGGACCCAAGAACCACCGGAUCACUCCCGUUAUUCCCUUGACUGGAUCUGCUGCCAAGCCCUUCUCGCUUCCUGGUGUCGGAGGAGACGCUGCUAACAAGGCUCCCGUGACUGCCGCGCCUGGUAAUGUACAGGACGCAACCAAUGCCGCCCGAGCUGCGGUGGCAGUUGCCAUGGCUCAGCUGGGCAACAGUGGUGGAAAUGCUAUGGACAACCUGACCAAGAAGGUCAAUGAGAUGAGAGUUAACGCUGUUGUUUCGCGAGGUGGACCCGCUGGUCGGGGGCGUGGUCGUGGUGGACGACCUGCCGCUGCCAAGGUCGAGGUGCCUGAUUCUGACUUUGACUUUGCUCAGUCCAAUGCCAAGUUCAACAAGCAGGACGUUGUCAAGGAGGCUAUUGCUGGCUCUCCUUUGACAGAGACGCCCGAAGUCACCACCGAGGGCCCCGAGCCCACGACGACCGACGAUGUUCCUGUUGCCUACAACAAGUCGAGGUCUUUCUUCGACAACAUCUCCAGCGAGUCCAGAGAGCGAGCCGAGAAUGGCGGCCAGAAGCCUGGUGGUCGCGAAUGGCGGGGUGAGGAGCAGCGAAAGAACAUGGAGACCUUUGGCCAAGGUAGUGUUGACGGUGGUUACCGCAACUACCGGGGCCGAGGCCGUGGACGUGGCCGGGGUGGUCGCGGUUAUGGACGAGGUGGUCGAGGAGGAAACCGCCCUCAGUAUCAUACCACGCCUGCCGCCCAAUAA